Molecule: messenger RNA, 3267 nt
Organism: Meyerozyma guilliermondii ATCC 6260
Lineage: Eukaryota; Fungi; Ascomycota; Pichiomycetes; Serinales; Debaryomycetaceae
Exons: 1
Coding region: 1-3267 (1088 amino acids)
Source: RefSeq, a predicted model, not a curated record
AUGUCCGAUCAGGAGUGUUUGGAGUCGGAAUGGAAGAAUAAGGUAUCGGAGCUAAUACAAAUCACAUCUGAUCCACUUUUAACUACGAUUAUAGACCCAGAAUCUCAAUUUUCCAAUUUCUUCAACUCGAUAUCAAUCAAAGAUGGCCUUGAUUUGGACUCAUUACCGACAACAGCGGCCUAUAAUGGCGACCUAGAGACUACUGUGCGUGCCAAUUUUACAAAAGCUUAUGAAUUAUCUCGCCAGGAAUCGAAAGAAGCCGCUAAGGAUGAUGAACCAGAAACGCAACAGAAAUCAAAAGAGUCAGAGAAAACAGAACCAAGUACUACAGACAAGGAAGAAACACACAGAGAUCCAGAGGUACAAAGCAAUCGAGAUAGCUCGCAAAAUGCCAAACCUGAGCCAAUUGUAUUGUCGGAAUCUAACAAGAGAAAGUUCAGCGAGCUUGAAGAAGUCCAUCACAAAAUCAAUAUACCUGACGAAGAAGUUUACGUCAAAAAGGAAGCCCUGGGUGUGGUGGUUCCACACGCGCAACCUCCUAACGAGUCUCUUGCUGACCUUGAUAUCAUCAUAGCUCCAGAACACUAUCCCACCCAUCCGCACGCAGUGUCUUCACUUUCCGAACUCUACUAUCUCACUCAAACGCUUCCCUUAAUCAAGCUUCUUCCUGGAAGCCAUAAAGCAUUGUUCACGGAGAACUUUGAACUGGCAUUGUUGGAGGGAAAGAUAGCAGUGUUGUACUCUCGAAUUGAAGAAUUAAAAAGACAAGGUAAGUGGUCGUUGCGUCAACCUCGUAAAUUCGACGAUCCGUUCAAGAAGGAUGUGAGACCACACUGGGAUACUUUGAUCAUGGAAGGAAAGUGGAUGGCUACUGAUUUCCGCGAGGGCACCAAGUUCAAAAAAGCAUCUUGCGUCAUGAUAGCCCAGGCUAUAAAGGACUAUUGGACUUACGGAAAGGACGUUUGUAUUCAACCAAAACCUAUUAGGCACUUGGAUGACGACGCUGAGAUGCCAGAGGCUGUUUCUGAGUUAGAAGCUGCUGCACCUGAGGAAGCGCCCGUUCAGGAAAUAGUCGAGCAACUGCCCCUCCCUGCUCCUACAGGAGGAAAAGACGCUGUAUCUUUGCCAUCUGAGGUCGCUAACCAAGAAGUGAAUAUCAAAGAAGAAUCCGUUUCAGUUAAUCUUCCAGGAAAUGAAACUGAACAAGCUGUGUCCGCUACAGGUAUUGUCUUGGACGAAACUCCCGCUAACAAUGAAGGCGGUGAAAUGAAUACAGAAACUGCAACAUUGGAUCCUCAGGCUUUGAAUGGUGGCACAUCUGAGCCUAUAGUAGUUGAAGAACCCCAAGGACCAUUGUUCAUACCCCAGAAACACGGCGACGCAAUCUCAUCAGGCUAUCCAUUUCGCCUCAACAUGGACUUUUCUGAGGUUCCUCGACUCGAGCAGUCCAUUUUCACCCAUUUGCCAAAGUUCAAUGGGUUUGAUAAUGAUGAAAUCCAGCAUCCAAAGCCUCCUCUCACCACUCGUGAUUCGCCCAUGGUUCCAAUAUCUAGACUCAUACAUCCGUUCGAGGAGGACAAUAUGUGGUACAAGCUUGUGGUUAAGGAGAGCACAAAGCGUACUAAGAACACUGGUCCUCCAGAAUAUCAACGCGGGCUUUUCAGCAUUAAUGCUCACCGCCGCUUCAACUUUUUAAAACCACCGAAACCUCCAUUGAUCAAAAAUAUCGAGUACAGGCUGCCGACGAUUUGGCUUCCUGAAGAUGACAAACAUUUGAUACACUAUGUUGCGGAAUUUUGUUUCAAUUGGGAGGUGAUUUCCGAGCAUCUUCUGUCACCAUCAGCUACUCUCAAACGUUACGAAUCGAACAUUGAGCGUCGAACACCAUGGCAAUGCUUUGAAAGGUACAUCCAAUUGAAUGAAAAAUUCCAGUUUUCUGACAUGAAAGGUAUGUACGCACAUCACGCACAAAAGUGGCUAGAACAUGCACACGGAGCCCAACUGACCACCAAGAGGAGAAUCUCUCCUUUAGGUGUAGGAAACGAGUCGAUUCAACGGGGCCACAGACGUUUGAGAUGGGCAUCCAUGUUCGAUGCCAUGAGAAAGAGUAUGCGUAAACGAGAGAUUGCACUUGCAAAGUUGAACAAGAAACGAAAUGAAGUGAAUUCAGCAACACCCACUGCCACUCCUACUGGAACACCCACCCAGAAGAGACCCACUGACAGAAUCCCCACUCCACUUGAACUUUCGAAACUUAAAUUUGAGAGAGAUAAGUCGAUCCACGAAGCGUAUGUUAACCAACAGGCCACUCGUUCGCGGAUGAUGGCGGCAGUUGCGCAGCAGAAGAGACAAGGCGGAGCGACCAAUGCUGGCGAAGCUGAUCCACAAGUACAAGCACAAGCACAAGGAAAUCAACUAGGGCCUCGCCAGGCUCAAUUGGGUCAAGCAAACCCACUUCCACAGGGCCAAAUACGUCAACCACCACCCGGUGCCAACGCCAUGCAACUGCAAACGUCUCCUCAAGCUCCAGGUCAAAACCCGGUUCAAGGUCAAAGACCCCAAGUUCCGGCGCAGCAACGUGGAAUGCCCAUGAAACGCCCUACUUCUCCCAAUGGUACACCUUAUACUACCGAGCAAAUCCAGCAGAUUCUUUUGAAGCGCAGACAAAACCAAGCUGGUCAACUCGGCCAAGGAAUGAAUCCCGGCAAUCAGGGCCCAACUCAGCAACUCAACCAGAUGAGCCAAGCGUUGAACUCAGGUAACAGUCCGCAAAUGAACCGGAGUGUAAAUCUUGCAGGUGGACAAGGGCCCAGCAGCAGCAGCCCGCCAAUGGUUCCAGGAACCCAGGCUAAAUCUCCACAAAUGGGACAAGUCGCAAGCCCCAAUCUCAGAUAUAACCAAGUUCAACCUUCAAAUAACAAUUCCAAAUCCCGGAUUCAUUUUGCUCCAGCCCAGGUGUCUGCCAUCAUCAACUCGAUCCAGAACAAGAAUCCAAACUUGACGAAGGAACAAGUCACGAAACUUGCAGCCACCUAUUUGGCUAACAUCCAGCAGCAGCAACAGAGCCGUAUCAACCAGCAACAACAACAACAACAACAACAACCACAGCAACAGCAACAACCUCAAUCUCAAGUUCAGCUUCGCAAACAGCAGCCUCAGGUCGCAAAUUUGACGCCUCAAGAACGCUCCCAGCUCCAAAUGCUCAAGAACAGAAAACCAUCUCCCAGCCAGCCGGAGCAUCCUGAUCUGAAGUCUGGCGAGGAAUAG